Messenger RNA from Zingiber officinale, 2170 nucleotides. Its product is annotated as potassium channel KAT1-like. Gene Ontology annotation, biological process: transmembrane transport; potassium ion transport. NCBI's taxonomy places the organism in Eukaryota, Viridiplantae, Streptophyta, Magnoliopsida, Zingiberales, Zingiberaceae. Bases 203 to 2005 code for a protein of 600 amino acids. The transcript is spliced from 12 exons. Gene Ontology annotation, cellular component: membrane. The record is from RefSeq and is a predicted model, not a curated record. Gene Ontology annotation, molecular function: voltage-gated potassium channel activity.
CGAUCAUCAGCAAUUGUACCUACACAAGUUACUAAAUUUGCACCACGUCACAAACUUGAAUGAUCAAGGCACGACAGAUGUGAUAAUGCACUAGUUCUAAUACGAGAUUUUGAUGCAGCAUCGAUCGAUCGCUCGAUCGAUCCGUCUUAAAGUGGCCUCUCUUUUCGUUACCUGCCUGCCUGCCUGCCAUUGCUAAGCGACCAUGCCAUCGUCUUCCAUGAGCUGCUUCCGCCGCUUGUGCGCCGACGGCUUCACAUUGCUGAGCGGAAACCAAAAGUGCAUCCUAUACGAUGACCUUCUGCCGUCGCUCGGAGCGUCGAUAAGCGACUCGAUCAAGCUGAGGAAGCGCAUGAUUUCGCCAUACGAUCCGCGUUACAGGCUGUGGGAGCUGUUCUUGAUAUUCCUGGUUCUCUACUCGGCCUGGAUCUGCCCCUUUGAGUUCGCAUUCCUCCGGUACUUGCCGAGAACAAUCUGCGUCGUGGAUAGCAUCGUCGACAGCUUUUUCGCCAUCGACAUCAUGCUCACCUUCUUUGUCGCCUUUGUCGAUCGCAAAUCCUACCUUCUUGUCGACGACCCGAAGAGAAUAGCAUCCAGGUAUUUGUCGACGUGGUUCGUCUUCGACGUGUGCUCCACAUUUCCUUUUCAAAUCAUCAGUUUCUCCUUCAAUAGGAAUGGCAACAGUCUCAGCUUCAAGCUUCUGAGCAUGCUCAGACUGUGGCGACUGCACCGCGUCAGCUCUCUGUUUGCGAGGCUGGAGAAGGAUCUUCGGUUCAAUUACUUCUGGACGCGGUGCACAAAGCUAUUCUCUGUGACUAUCUUCGCAGUGCACUUUUCAGGAUGCUUCAGCUACAUGAUCGCCGACCGGUACCCUCAGCCAACGGCGACGUGGAUCGGCGCGGCCAUUCCAAGCUUCAAGCAAGAUACAGUGUGGUUCAGAUACGUGACGUCGAUCUACUUCUCCAUCACAACACUCUCGACCACUGGCUACGGCGACUUCCACGCUCAAAACCCGAGAGAAAUGCUCUUCGCUAUUUGCUACAUGUUCUUCAACCUCGGCCUGACGGCGUACCUCAUCGGAAACAUGACCAAUCUCGUGGUCAAUUGGACCAGUCGCACCAAGAACUUCAGAAACACAAUCCAAGAUGCUUCCGAAUUCGCAACGAGAAACAAGUUGCCCAAGCACAUAAAGCAGCAAAUGCUAUCUCACAUAUGCCUCAGAUUCAAAACCGAGGAGCUGAAACAACAAGGAGCACUCAAUUGCCUCCCAAAAGCCAUUCGAUCGAGCAUAGCUGAGUACCUGUUCUUGCCCCUCGUUCAAAGAGCAUACCUUUUCCAAGGCGUCUCCUUCAAUCUCAUCUUUCAGCUGGUCACGGAAAUGCAAGCUGAGUACGUGCCCCCAAAGGAAGAUGUGAUUCUGGAGAACGAAGCCUCGACUGAUCUUUAUAUAAUCGUAUCUGGCGAAGUGGAACUGCGAACGUGCGUGGAUGGGAACGAAAAAGCCCUUGCGAAGGUAGCUGCUGAGGAAAUGUUCGGAGAGACAGGAGUUCUAUGCCACAUGCCUCAGCCGUUCACCGUAAGAACCACUCAACUCACACAAAUUCUCAGACUGAACAAGGCCAAACUCUUGAACGCCAUGCGAGAAAGCAAACCGGACGCAAACGUCAUCAUCAGCAAUCUCUUUCAGAAGUUGAGGCUACAAGAAAAACUACACCCAAGAAUACAGCUGAAUGAUCGAGAAAUCAUUAAACAAUGGUUCGAUAGAGGCGAGGAAGAAGAACUUGUUUGCAAAAGGGUGACAAUCCACAUGGGCUUUCAGAAGGCAAAUCUAGAAAGGCAUCUGAUGGCAAAGAUGAUACAGUUGCCGACGACUUUGGAGGAACUCCUCAGAAUUGGUGGGGAGAAGUUUGUAGGGCAUCAUCCUACAAAAGUGGUGAAUGGAGAGAAUGCAGAAAUCGAUGAUAUUCGUGUGGUGCGUGAUGGUGACCAUUUAUAUCUUCAAGCGUGACCGAUCUAAAUUCUGCUCUUCCGUCCAACUAAACAGACAUUUGUGGUUGUUUGAUCCAAAGGAUUGUCAAUUCAACUGCAAGUACACUAAGGGAUUUGUUUUGCCCUAAAAGAUUCAAGUGUUCCAAGUAAAUGUAUGUAUCAAUUACAAGAUCUAACUAUCUAU